AUGAAGAUGCAGACCCAAAGGGUCAUGGUCAUAGACAUCCGAGCUGUUGACGCAAACCUGGCGACAAGUGAAAGCCAUGACGGCUACAGCGCCCAGGACAGUAUCCGGAACAGUCACCUGCAACGGGACAUUCUGGACCAGAUGCUACAACAGAAACCGUCGGGAGUUGCUUUCAAAUUCGGAACGCCAACCACAAACAAUGCUCGUCGGUAUUACUACAAUCUUUUUCUGGUCGACGGAUACCUGGCGUUCCGUUCUCUAAUAUCUCGGUUGGAUCCGCUGUUGCAUGAGUUCACCGGUUAUUACAUGAUCGUCGUGACAUCUAUGUAUGGUUCGGAAAACAGCACACUGCAGCAAAUGAUUGCGGAUCUUUGGGCACUGAACAUCGUCAACGUGGUUGUAGUGACUGCCAACUUAGGACAAACUGGGGAAUCUGCCGAUAUUCUACUGUACACGUAUUUCGAAGCACUGAUAACUCCUUACCAGCAACGGAACUAUUUCCUUACAAAUCCCAUCACUAAGCGAAGUCAGCUAAGCGGAGUGGAAGGCAACAUGCUGACCGAGAUCGCUCAGAGGCUUAACUUUAGCUUGCACGUAGUGCAAAUGGAUGACGCCGUGAAGUGGGGCACGAUCUACGGCAACGAUACAACCUCGGGAGCCGUGAAAAUGGUACUGGAAGAAACGGUGAACCUAACCGUCGGUUCGUUCUCAAUGCGUGCCGAGCGAUUGGCGCUAAUGAAACCAAGCGUCAGCUACUACACGAUCCGAGUAAUCUUCACCGUCCCACCGGGACGUCCCUACAGUGCCUUCGAGAAACUCUUCCAUCCGUUCUCAACCCUCACCUGGAUGAUGAUCAGCAUUGUGCUAUUGUUCGGUUUCGCCAUCAUUUUCGUGCUGAAAUUAUCGCCAGUUUCGGUUCGUCACUUCGUCUACGGACGAACGGUCCUGAUGCCAGCCCUGAACAUGGUUAUUAUUUUUUUCGGUGGACCUUCCACCAGUCGCACACCGGGAAGGAACUUCGCUCGAACCUUACUGUUUCUUUGGCUCUACUAUUGUUUAGUGAUGCGAUCACUCUAUCAGAGUUCUCUUUUCGAAUACCUGCAGCAGAAGAAAAACUACACCCAUUUGGACUCGCUCAGAAAAUUGGAAGCGGAACGGAUCCCCUACUGGAUGUCAACGGGAGCCGUUUUGUUCGUCAGUGGACUGAAGUAUGUUCUGAAGCGUACGACAUUCAUCGCCAAUAGGAAUGAGCUUUUCAUCGAAGCUUUCCAUCGGCAGAGUACCAAUGAACUGCGGGUGGCCAUCCUGGCCACCUACGAUCGGGUGGCCUACUAUAACAGUCGCCACUACAAGCGGGCGAUUGUUCACGUCGUCAAGGAUACCGUUCUGCGGCAACCGAUCUGUUUGUAUUUUCCGAAAAAAUCCUGUCUAGCUAAAGUGUUCGAUGCGGAGAUUGAGAAUAUUCAAAUGUCCGGUUUGUUCGAUUACUGGCUUCAUCAGUACGUUAGUGAUCGGUUUAUCACACCAACGGCCCGCUACAGUCAACCGCCACCGGCGAUGUUGACCAACGAACAUCUGCUGGGUUGCUACCAGACGUUGCUGGUCCUGCUCGGUAUGGCUGGUGUGGUUUUCCUGCUGGAAUUGCUGUCCACGCGGUGCUUCUGGUUGAGACGGCUGCUGGAGUUUCUGAUCUAA
Messenger RNA from Sabethes cyaneus, 1695 nucleotides. RefSeq lists its product as uncharacterized. The record is from RefSeq and is a predicted model, not a curated record. NCBI's taxonomy places the organism in Eukaryota, Metazoa, Arthropoda, Insecta, Diptera, Culicidae. Bases 1 to 1695 code for a protein of 564 amino acids. The transcript is spliced from 3 exons.